Molecule: messenger RNA, 3601 nt
Organism: Brassicogethes aeneus
Lineage: Eukaryota; Metazoa; Arthropoda; Insecta; Coleoptera; Nitidulidae
Source: the annotation of a GenBank genome assembly
AAUUACCUGGUUCUCUGAGAAGACUUGAAUUGCUGUAAAAUCGUGUCAAUUUCCACGUAGAGUUUAUUUAACGCGUCCCUUGUACUCAGCCCAGAAUCAGUGAAAAUUGUUUCCAUUUUUCCAUUGUUUGAGGUUAUGGCUGAUUUGACAUUUACCUGUUAAGUUGGUAUUUGUGUGUCAGGUUGGCAAAGCUGGGUGUCAGAUUUAAAAAGUCAACUUGUGGUUUCUUAUCGUCCUAGACUUAUUGUACUAUAUAAGUGAUUUAUUGCGAACAUUAGUCAUUUUGAUAAAAUAAAAUUGUAAUUGUAAAACUUUUAUAGUUACGUCGAUACAUGCCUUAUUAAGCAAGAUUGAACUCCCGGAUGAUAAAAAAAUUAAAGGUUAUGUUUAAGUGAAUGUUCUUGAUCUGAGGUUCUACGUGUCUUGUGUCUCCACUUGUGACUGGUUAAAAGGGCCGAAAGGGCCCCAGACCAAUUUAUCCUAAAGGCACUCCACAUGCGGUAAAUAAAAAUUCCAAUAAGAAGAAGAAGAAGAAUGUUAUGAAAAGUUGCGGCGUAUAAUGAAUAAUAAUUAAUAACAUUCAAGGGCAUUGCCACUUUUGCAGUGAAAAUAAAGAAGUGCGAGCAAAAAUUAUGUUUGUAAAUUGUGAUGGAUUAAUUUAUGAUUAUAAUUUAUAAUUAAUUCAAAGAAUUAAGGAUUAUACCUCAUAUAAUAUGGAUUGUGCAAACAAGUAUGAAGUCAAGAUUCAAAAGAUCCUGGAAAAUUUCCUGGACCCAAAAUACAAAAUCAAAAACGAUGUUUACUUGAAUACUUUGUUUGUUAAUAUUGUAAAAAAUGCAGAUGGGGUUCCCAAAGAAGCAAUAAAUAUAGACGUGUACACCAAUUGGCUGGAGAACCUGCUAACAGUAUGGAAAUCGAGCAAAUCUCCGCAAGGCAUCGUUAUUUUUGCCUUGAACGUCAUAUCCUUUCUUGCAGCAAAAGAACAAACAUUCGCGCAAUUCCAGAAAUUCCUUUGCAUCGAAAGGUUCGUACAAACCUUCGAACUAACGCGAAUGGAGAUUUCGCAGAGUUAUAAGCACGCAUUUAUUAAAAUUUGCAACGCUUGUUUGGAGCACCAAACUGGAGUGCAAUGGUUGAUUUCCAAAACCUACUGGAAGCACGUACUGGCGUUUGUGCUGACCAAUCAAACCUUGUAUGUGACGCAGCAAGGGUACAAGUUCGUAGCCGGUUUGCUGAAGAAGAGUUACGAAGUGGACGCGGGUUUUGCGUUGAAGAUAGUGGAGACGAUAAUGUUUCCACUCAAAGAGAAACUGAAUGUUUCCAUAAAUAACCCCGAUAAUUUUUUGGAGAUAAACGACGAGGUUUUGUAUGGGAAAUUGCAACCAACGUUGGAGUUAAUUUACGGAAUUUUCGAAGUGUACAUGUCGGAAAUAAGUGUCAACUACGAUUUUAAAGUGGUCAACGUGUUCAUACAAAAGUACAAGAUCGAGGACGUUUUGUUCGAGUACAUGACCAUCUCGCAGAGUAAGGAGUUCACUUUGGCCUUGUCCAAAAUCGCUUUACCAGCCAUGUUUUUCACGUUCGCCCAGGAGGUUAUAACCUCCAAGUCGAUGACUGCGGAUUUGGGGUACAAAAACCUCAACUGUGUUUUCCGCGUUAUCACUAUUAACGUGAACAAGUCGUACUAUGAAAACGUGCUGCAGCUGACCCAUUGGGUGAACAAGUACAGAUUUCAAGUCGAACCAAUACUGGGUACAUAUUCUCAAAAAAGAUGCGGCGACGUCAGUCAGCAUCAGAUGCUGACGUUGCAGAUGUUCCCGGUGGCUUGCGUGGGGUACAAAAUACGCGGGAUAGGGCACCACGAGUUGGCCAAAACGGACGAAAUCCGCGGCAUAUUCCUCAGCAAACUCCUGAGCAUGCUCAAUACGGCCGUCAAACCCACCGUCAUGAAAUGGCGCGAGUUGAUCUACACGGACCCUUUCAUCUACCCCAAAACCACCUUAUCUUUGAACUACCUCAUCAAGUACAAACAGUAUUUCCCGCGUUCCGCGGCCAUAACGGCCUUCCAAACGAUGAUCUACUGCUUGAACGACAUCAUCUUUAUGCUGAAGGAGACUCCUCAAAUCAUCACGGCUCUGCUCGAACAAGUCAACUUCUUCUGUUUGCUCCUGGAGUGCAUAGCCACUUUCGUAAAGGAGUUCAGCAUCACCUGGACCGACAGCAUGGAGACCAUAUGCGUGAUGAGCUUGGCCUUCGAUUUCAUCAGCCACCCAGCUUGGCCUCCAAACGCUGUAGUCAAGGCGUUAAAGCUGGUGGAAAUUUCGAUUAGUAAAUACAUGGCUCCGAAUAUGGUGCUUCUGAUCGACAACACCAACGGCUCCACCUUGGAAUUAAUGCCGCCAUUAUUGUACACCAAAUUGCACGAUCCUAGCUGGGAAGUGAGAGACAGCACACUGGAGGUGCUCUGCAGUAUAGCAGAAAACGCAAUUCAAAGGUUUCCAUCGUACCAAAAAAUAAUCCUGGAAUCUGAGCUUUCGACGUUGGUCGUACAGAUGGCGCUGAACGAUGGUGAGAGUUUCGUACGCAUGUCAGCUGUCAAAUGUUUGCAGCAAAUGAUCGUGGUGAACGAGUUGUGGAACGACGUGGACCAAGUUCAAAAUCUACACCUAUCCGUGCUUAAAUCCAUUCUUGAAGAAACUGAAGGCAUAGUUCGAAAAGAGUUGGUGAACUUGGUCACAAAAAUAUACGAGAACCAAUUAUUCCCGGGCAGUAUCAUAGACCGGGUCUACGAUACAAUGUGUCAAGCGGCCAUAUACGACUUGCACUGGGAAGUAAAGGUGAACGCGUUGAGUUUCUGGGACAAAGUUAUAAAUCUCCACCUGCAAAAUCAAGGGAUGAUCGACGGCAUUUUCCCCACGCAAACCUUCUCCAGAGAAAACCGCAAGAUCGUGACCCUAACGGACCUGGAAAUACAAAAAAGACUGAUCAGGUGUCUGAACCAACUGAACUCUGCCGGCUGCCUGACGGUGUUGAUGUCGAGUAUCAUAGACGACUGCGAUUUGGAGGUUUCCAAGUGCGCGAUACGGAUAACCCAGCCCUUCUUGGAACUCCUCAAACAGUACGAUGUCAAUACGCUGAACGUCACGCUGAACACCCCGCCCAGUCCUCUGCGCAUAAACUCGUCUUCAUCGCCCAUCAGCAGUUACAGCGACUACGAAAUUCCCAUGACGGGGGUCAGCUCGGUCGAUUCCGGCGUCGAUUUUUCCCCGAUGCCGGAUUUCUCCGAAAAAAUCGUCGACGAGAUCCUCGACACGAAAGAUUUGAACCUUCUGCAAAGCGUUUUCAAUUCGGAUGGCUCCAAUGCGAACGCGACUUUACCGCUGAAGAGGAGAAAGUCCAGUUCUCCCAAGGAGUUCAUCGAGUUUGUGAAUCAGGAUUUAAAAAUGCUCUUGGGCGACCGCCAAAAAUGGUUGGAGUCGAUCGAUGAUUUCGACUCGCUUUUGAAUGAUAUCCUGAAGGAGUAUCAUGAAGAUGAAGUUAAUAGUAUGGAUUGUUAUUGAGUAGAGAACAAAUUUUAAUAAACUAUUUUUAUUAUUUCUAA